UGUCAUUACUUCAGUUCCUUUGAAUCAGAAUAUAAAGUGCAGCAAACUUCAGACUCAUUGACUGCAGGCUUAACAAGCGUCUGGGCUUUUCUUCUUUCCGUAGCUUGCAAGGAUCUCUGGUUUUUUGCAAAACAGUUCCAAGAAAACAAUGGCCAACUUCUCCUUAUGGGCAACUUUUGGAUUAUGUUUGCUGAAGCUUUGUCUAGCAGAAACACAAUUCAAUGUAAGUUGCAGAUACGGAGGAGUUUUUCAUGUUGAGAAAAAUGGUCGCUACAGUCUCACACGACCUGAAGCAGUUGAACUGUGCAGAGCUCUCAACAGUACUUUGUCAACACUAGAGCAGUUGAAGAAAGCUCAUGAACUUGGAUUUGAAACUUGCAGGUAUGGUUUUGUAGUGGGGAAUAUUGUUAUCCCACGAAUCAACCCCUAUCAUCUUUGUGCAGCAAACCAUACUGGUAUUUACAAACUUUCAACAAACACAACUGGUCGGUAUGAUGCAUACUGUUACAAUGCAACAGAAACAAGGGACAAAGCAUGUGAGCCAAUUGAAAGACUAGAUACUUCUUUGCUCAAUAAUCAGGAUGAAAUAGUCAUAGACAAUGCAGAUGGCUCACGUUAUAAUGCAGAUGGCACACGUCAUAGCGGGGAGUCCUCAACUUCAGGUGUAGAUGAUGAAAAUGUAGGCAGUGGAUCAACACAUGACACAACUCGUGUGGAUACCUCCAUCAGGACAUCCAGCCCCUCAUAUUAUGGAAGCAUUACUCCAGUCUCACAGAUGCCAGAUCAUUCUUCUGGAGCGGGUGAAAAAGAAAUUCCCAGAGAAGAUUCUGAUGAUGAAGUUUCUCCUGUAUCACCUGAUAUCUCUUUGGCGACGACAGCUGAUGAUUCCCCUGGAAAAGAUGGUGGACAGUAUCCUGCGAGUACUAGAUCUUCCUCCAGUGUAUAUGGUAAUCAAGGACCACAUGAGGGACAUUAUGAAUCCACUACUUUCCCUGGAGAAACCUCAACAACAAAAAUAGGUUCACAACCAAGGUCGGCCCAGGUACCAGAAUGGCUGAUCAUAGUGGCUGCUCUUGUGGCACUGGCGUUGAUACUUGCAGUGUGCAUUGCUGUUAACAGUCGGAGAAGAUGUGGGCAGAAGAAAAAGCUAGUGAUUAACAAUGGCAAAGGGGCAGUGGAGGACAGGAAGACAAGUGGAUUAAAUGGAGAUGCCAGCAAAUCACAAGAAAUGGUGCACUUGGUUCAUAAAGAACAGUCAAAUGACCGAACAGGAGCAUGUGACGAAUUCCUGACCGUCAAUGAAACACAAAAUCAUCAGGAGCUUGACAUGAAGAGUGGAGUGUAAUGGUACUAAGUUAUCAAGUAGACCAGAGCUGGGGAAAUCAAAAUCACAUGGAACUUGGACAGGAAUUCACAGAUGCACUGUGCUACUGAUGUCUUUUGAACAUAAUUAAACAUAAGUUUUAUUCAUUUCUAAUCCCGUUAAAAUGAUUUCUGAAUUACAAAAUUGACAUUCACUUUCUGAAAUAAGCCCCCAAGACUUGCAUAAUGUUCUCAGUUCUCAGUUCCUACACAGAAGACUCUCACUGUGUCCUGGGUGUUAGGAGGGAUCCAAAUUUACAUCAUUGCUCCCCAGAUGGAGGGUCUUCACUGUGCAGAGCUAAAGAAGUAUCCAGUCACUCCAUCUUACAGGCAUUUAAGGUACUAAACUUGCCAUGGUACAAGAGUAAGUGAGGAACAAAUGUCAAGAGCAAACAUAAACCGAAAAGGCCUCCUAUACAAUGUCUAAACCAUCAGAAUCGUUCAGAAAUGCCUUCCAGCCAGAAAAAAAAAAACCAAAACAGUAGGUGCAUUCAGAGUCUGCCAGCAUAAACAAAAAGUGAUGUUUUAUAGUGAUUUAUGGCUUGGUCUGCAAUGAGGGAAACCCAGAAGGACAAAAUUUAUUUAUCUCUAUUUUCAAAUGUCUAUGGGUGUACAGCAAGUCUUCUUGGGAGGGGGAAUAAAGAGAUGAAAACAUGAGAUAUACAUAAUAAACUUCUAUAUUAUCCUAACAAUCUGUACAGUUAUCCUUGAGUUUUGAGGUAUUCAUUGCUCUUCCCCCUCCCUCCUUUAUUGAUCAUGGUUUGUGCAUGUUUUUAGUGAGCCUGUUAAAUAGUUAGGAUGAUGAAUAAAACAGAAUGACCCCAGCUCGAUCACUCAUGCACAAAUCAAGCAAUUGGAGAUCGUUAGAGAAGAUGACAGUGUUUUAUUCCUGAAGAAUAGGUCUCUAUCUUCUGCUCCAUUUUACUUAGAAGAUGCUGCCCCUUAAAACUUGUUUCCACUGUAAGUAUUACGUUACACCAGUCUGCUGAUAUUUUAAAAGCUGCUUUUCUAGGAUCCUGCUCACUUCCUCUGAAUUCUGUUUCAUCCACGUUUUUCCCUCUGCUUUUUAAAAAAUACUGAAAGAAAUAUUGCUUGCUAAUUGGCACCAGAAGUUCAAAUUCUACAGAAAAGAUCAAAGACAAUGAAAGGAAACUCUCCCAGCCAUGCAAUAUAGUAAAGUAGCUGCAGCUGCAUUGUUACAUUAUUUUGUUUGUUUUGUCCUUAUGUGUCUGUUAUGUAAAGUAUUUGUAUUAAGCUAUGAUGCUGUGCAUUAUAUUGACAUGAAUUCUCAGAAAGAAAAUUAUUUACUACCAGUGGUCUGUGCCAUUUUUAAGAAAAUGUAUUGGAAAGGAGUGAGAAUGAUAACUUCUAAUUGGGCUGCCUCAAGAAAAUGCAAGUAAAAACAGCCUAAGGGAAUUGCAACCAGUGGUCUGUGUCAGCUGUGGGAUGGGGAACGUCCUGUAGCAAGCUUAUUCGGAUGUUCCUGGUCACUGACCGUAGCACCUGUCUUUGUUCUGCUAAAGCAUGUGAUUUCAUGUUCUCCAUCUGAAGCAGUCUGGAGGAUGAGUAUCUGGUUGGCUAAAUACUAACAUUAGCUAGCACUGAUCCUUACUGGGACGUAAAGCACAAGAUUGUUGAUUACAUUUCUCAGUCACAGCCCUCCAGCUGUUUCCCAUGUGUUUCAUCAAGUUUGCUCAGUGCCCUGGUAUCUGCAGGCAGAUCUCCUCAGGGUAAGCUUACGCCCGAGCAAACAGUCCCAAGACAAGGUGUGGUUUUAAAGUACACAUAGGGGGGUUUCUGACUUUACAUAGGUCAGCAUGCUUUGUCUGUGAACAGUCACACAGCUCGUGGUCUGAAGGUGUUCAACCAAAGCUGAAGCUAAUGGGGUCGAGGUGAUUUACACUAUCAAUACCUGUGGUUCACUGUCAAACUUCUCAGCCUUCUCAUGUAUUUUAAUACUCAACUGUGUAGUGGGAAGUCUGUUGACUGUGUGCAUUGAUUUUUGUUUAAUUCCGGUAAUGUUUUUAAGCAAGCUUUUCUAUUUGUCAUUACAAAUCAACAUGAUCUGUCGAAGGCUAGUUAUGGCUAUCCAGAGUAAGAAUUACUCCUCUCUUUAAAUCCCAAUGGAAUAUAGGUCUCAAUCAAAAAGAGAUAUUUCAUUGCCUUGAAGGCUAAAUUCUUCUU
This is a messenger RNA of Athene cunicularia (burrowing owl), 3546 nucleotides long. It is a transcript of the gene CD44, whose product is annotated as CD44 molecule (Indian blood group). The transcript has 9 exons. Gene Ontology annotation, biological process: positive regulation of ERK1 and ERK2 cascade; cell adhesion; inflammatory response. Bases 149 to 1345 code for a protein of 398 amino acids. NCBI's taxonomy places the organism in Eukaryota, Metazoa, Chordata, Aves, Strigiformes, Strigidae. The record is from RefSeq and is a predicted model, not a curated record. Gene Ontology annotation, molecular function: hyaluronic acid binding; cytokine receptor activity. Gene Ontology annotation, cellular component: plasma membrane; basolateral plasma membrane; macrophage migration inhibitory factor receptor complex.